GCAGCAGCUGGGGCCCCUGGUGAGGUGAUCGUGCCAUUGCCGUGUCCGUGGGUCCACAGUCAGGUGCUCAGACCACAAGCCAGAGAGAAAGGUUGGGUUUGCCAGGGACCAGGGCAGGGGGGCAGCUGCCCAGGAGCUUUCAGUACCGCUGCGUAAAGCUGGUCUCAGCUCGGAUCCUGAGUCUGGUUCGAUCAAGUCCUGGACCUUCUGGGAUUCCCAAGGGGCCCCAGCUCAAUGGGGCUGCCUCUGCCGCUGCUUCAAUCCUCUCUUCUGCUAACGCUUCUUUUGCGGCUGUCGGCGGCGUCCACCAACCUGAACUGGCAGUGCCCACGAAUACCCUACGCAGCCUCCCGAGACUUCAGUGUCAAGUACGUGGUCCCCAGCUUCUCCGCGGGGGACCGGGUACAGGCCACCGCAGCCUACGAGGACAGUACAAAUAGUGCGGUGUUUGUGGCCACACGCAAUCACCUGCACGUGCUUGGGCCUGACCUGCAGUUCAUAGAGAACCUGACCACUGGCCCUAUCGGGAACCCUGGCUGCCAGACUUGUGCGAGCUGUGGUCCAGGCCCUCAUGGACCACCAAAGGACACAGACACACUGGUGCUAGUGAUGGAGCCAGGUUUGCCAGCCCUGGUCAGCUGUGGCUCAACCCUACAGGGCCGCUGCUUCCUGCAUGAGCUGGAGCCUCGGGGGAAGGCAUUGCACUUAGCAGCUCCAGCCUGCCUAUUCUCAGCAAACAAUAACAAGCCCGAGGCCUGCUCGGACUGUGUGGCUAGCCCCCUGGGCACUCGUGUGACUGUGGUGGAGCAGGGGCAUGCUUCCUACUUCUAUGUGGCAUCUUCGCUAGACCCAGAGUUGGCCGCUAGCUUUAGCCCCCGCUCAGUGUCCAUCCGUCGUCUAAAGUCUGAUACUUCUGGAUUCCAACCAGGUUUUCCGUCGCUGUCGGUACUGCCCAAAUAUUUAGCCUCUUACCUCAUCAAAUAUGUGUACAGCUUCCACUCGGGGGAUUUUGUCUACUUUCUGACUGUCCAGCCCAUCAGUGUCACAAGCCCUCCCAGUGCCUUGCAAACACGUCUGGUCCGGCUCAAUGCUGUAGAGCCAGAGAUUGGUGACUACCGGGAGCUGGUCUUGGACUGUCAUUUUGCACCUAAACGCCGGCGCCGUGGAGCCCCGGAAGGCACACAGCCCUACCCAGUGCUUCAGGCAGCCCACUCUGCUCCAGUGGAUGCCAAACUGGCUGUGGAACUGAGCAUUUCAGAGGGCCAGGAAGUGCUUUUUGGGGUCUUUGUGACCAUCAAGGAUGGUGGCUCUGGCAUGGGUCCCAACUCUGUUGUAUGUGCCUUCCCCAUUUACCACCUGAACGUCCUGAUUGAAGAGGGUGUCGGAUAUUGCUGUCACUCUUCAAAUUCUUCUUCCCCGUUGUCGAGAGGCCUUGACUUCUUCCAGACGCCCAGUUUUUGUCCUAAUCCGCCUGGUGGAGAGGCCUCCGGCCCCAGCUCCCGUUGCCACUACUUCCCUUUGAUGGUCCACGCUAGCUUCACCCGUGUGGACCUCUUCAAUGGACUGUUAGGAUCAGUGAAGGUCACCGCACUGCAUGUGACACGCCUUGGCAAUGUUACAGUGGCCCACAUGGGCACUGUGGAUGGGCGUGUCCUACAGGUGGAGAUAGCCAGGUCACUCAACUACCUGCUGUAUGUGUCCAACUUCUCCCUGGGCAGCAGUGGACAGCCUGUUCAUCGGGAUGUCAGCCGCCUCGGGAAUGACCUACUCUUUGCUUCUGGGGACCAGGUCUUCAAGGUGCCCAUCCAGGGCCCUGGCUGUCGUCAUUUUCUCACCUGUUGGCGUUGCCUGAGAGCACAGCGCUUCAUGGGAUGUGGCUGGUGUGGGGACCGGUGUGACCGGCAGAAGGAGUGUCCUGGCUCCUGGCAACAGAACCACUGUCCGCCUGAGAUCAGUGAGUUCUAUCCUCACAGCGGGCCUCUAAGGGGCACUACGAGGCUCACCUUAUGUGGCUCCAACUUCUACCUGCGACCCGAUGAUGUCGUACCUGAAGGAACACACCAGAUCACCGUGGGCCAAAGUCCCUGCCGACUGCUGCCUAAGGACUCUUCAAGCCCUAGGCCAGGGUCCCUCAAGGAAUUCAUACAGGAACUUGAAUGUGAGCUGGAGCCCCUGGUCACCCAAGCAGUGGGGACUACAAACAUCAGCCUCAUCAUCACCGACAUGCCAGCGGGCAAGCACUUCCGAGUGGAAGGCGUCUUUGUACAGGAAGGCUUCUCUUUCGUGGAGCCAGUGCUGACAUCAAUAAAACCCGACUUUGGCCCGCGGGCUGGGGGUACUUAUCUCACCCUUGAAGGCCAGAGCCUGUCUGUCGGCACCAGCCGAGCCGUGCUGGUCAAUGGAACCCAGUGCCGGCUGGAACAGGUCAGUGAGGAGCAGAUCUUAUGUGUCACGCCUCCUGGAGCUGGCACGGCCAGGGUCCCCCUUCAUCUGCAGAUAGGGGGUGCUGAGGUGCCUGGCUCCUGGACCUUUCACUACAAGGAAGACCCUAUUGUGUUGGACAUCAGUCCCAAGUGUGGCUACAGUGGCUCCCACGUCAUGAUCGAUGGCCAGCAUCUGACUUCAGCAUGGUACCUCAUGCUAUCAUUCCAUGAUGGACAAAGUACAGUGGAGAGCAGGCAGUGUGCGGGGCAGUUUGUGGAACAACAGCAGCGUCGGUGUCGCCUGCCUGAAUAUGUGGUCCGAAACCCUCAGGGGUGGGCAACAGGGAAUCUGAGUGUCUGGGGUGAUGGAGCAGCUGGCUUCACGCUGCCUGGUUUUCGCUUCCUGCCCCGACCCAGUCCACUCAGAGCUGGCCUGGUUGAGUUGAAACCUGAAGAGCAUUCAGUUAAGGUUGAGUAUGUCGGGCUGGGCGCUGUGGCAGACUGUGUGACUGUGAACAUGACCGUGGGUGGUGAGGUCUGCCAACAUGAGCUCCGGGGGGAUGUGGUGAUCUGCCCCCUGCCCCCUUCCCUGCAACUUGGCAAGGAUGGUGUCCCAUUGCAGGUCUGUGUAGACGGUGGGUGUCACAUCCUGAGCCGAGUGGUUCGCUCAGGCCCAGGCAGGGCUUCACAGAGAAUACUCCUUAUUGCUCUUCUGGUCUUGAUCCUGCUUGUGGCUGUGCUGGCCGUUGCCCUGAUCUUUAACUCCCGAAGACGGACAAAGCAGCUAGGUGCUCACUCCCUCUCCCCAACAACACUCUCUGACAUCAAUGAUACUGCUUCCGGGGCUCUGAACCAUGAAGAAUUGUCAGAGAGUAGGGAUGGGACAAGUGUCCCACUGCUGCGGACAGAGUCUAUCCGGCUCCAGGAUCUGGACAGGACGCUCCUAGCCGAGGUCAAGGAUGUACUGAUUCCCCAUGAACAAGUGGUCAUCCAUACUGACCAAGUCAUUGGCAAAGGCCACUUUGGUGUUGUCUACCAUGGAGAAUAUAUAGACGGAGCACAGAAUCAGACCCACUGUGCCAUCAAGUCUCUGAGUCGCAUUACGGAGGUGCAGGAGGUGGAGGCUUUCCUGCGGGAGGGGCUGCUCAUGCGUGGCCUACAUCACCCAAACAUCCUGGCUCUCAUCGGUAUCAUGCUGCCCCCGGAGGGGCUUCCCCGGGUGCUGUUGCCCUAUAUGCGCCACGGAGACCUGCUUCGUUUCAUUCGCUCCCCUCAGAGGAACCCCACUGUGAAGGACCUUGUCAGCUUUGGCCUGCAAGUAGCCUGUGGUAUGGAGUAUCUGGCAGAGCAGAAGUUUGUGCACAGAGACCUGGCUGCUAGGAACUGCAUGCUGGAUGAGUCAUUCACAGUCAAGGUGGCGGACUUUGGUCUGGCACGGGGCGUCCUAGACAAGGAAUACUACAGUGUUCGCCAGCAUCGCCAUGCUCGCCUGCCAGUCAAGUGGAUGGCACUGGAGAGCCUGCAGACCUACAGGUUCACCACCAAGUCCGAUGUGUGGUCAUUUGGGGUGCUGCUCUGGGAGCUACUAACACGGGGUGCCCCACCCUACCCCCAUAUCGAUCCCUUCGACCUCUCUCACUUCCUGGCUCAGGGCCGCCGCCUGCCUCAGCCUGAGUACUGUCCUGAUUCACUGUAUCACGUGAUGCUUCGAUGCUGGGAGGCUGACCCAGCGGCACGACCCACCUUCAGAGCCCUAGUGCUGGAAGUAAAGCAGGUAGUGGCCUCACUGCUUGGGGACCACUACGUGCAGCUGACAGCAGCUUAUGUGAACGUAGGCCCCGGCGCGGUGGAUGAUGGGAGUGUGCCUCCGGAGCAGGUACAGCCCUCGCCUCAGCAUUGCAGGAGCACAUCAAAGCCCCGGCCUCUCUCAGAGCCACCCCUGCCCACUUGACCAAAGCCCUGAGUAGGCCACAGGCACUAGACCUGCUAAGUGGCCUUGAGCAAAUUACAAGCUGCCUCUGGGCCUAGGACAAGCCUCAGCAUGGAAAACCUCCACUCUUUAGCUUUCUGGGGCUACUGAAGGUGGGAAACCAGGCCCAUUUGAGCCCCUCGUUACAGCAUGAGCCAGUGAAAUUUUUGUAGCAUGUAUUUAUGUAAUGUCUGUUUUGUACCUGUUUCGGAAUACAGAGGAUCCAGCAGUGAUCACAGAGAUACUACAGUGUAAAAUAAUAUAAAUAAAUAAAUGAAUGAAUAUUCGAGCACUAGUUAUGGUGUAUGCUGUGAAAGAAAGGCA
Molecule: messenger RNA, 4716 nt
Organism: Mus caroli (Ryukyu mouse)
Lineage: Eukaryota; Metazoa; Chordata; Mammalia; Rodentia; Muridae
Source: RefSeq, a predicted model, not a curated record